Cyclocybe aegerita is the source of this 4449-nucleotide messenger RNA. Lineage: Eukaryota; Fungi; Basidiomycota; Agaricomycetes; Agaricales; Hemipholiotaceae. The record is from the annotation of a GenBank genome assembly.
AUGUCUGCCGGAGGUUAUGAUACACCUCAUAUACCUUCUAUCCCGCGAUGGGAUCCUCGACGACCGCCGGGACUCGCAGUCUCCGGCUACGACCGACCAGUGGAUCCCAUGUCUCGUCGCAGGAGUCCUUCGCCAGGUCCCCGGCAGUAUGAUCGCUACGUUCCGCCUCGUCCCGAUCCGCCAUUUCGUGACAAUGCUCCGAAUGUCUACAGGCCAAAUAAUUACCGGCCUGACUACUCAUCCACCUACUAUCCUCGUUCACCUAGCCCCGAUGCAUAUGGCCCACCUUUACGUGACCCUGACGUUUGGAUUCGUGGAUCCUCCUGGAGACCUCCACCACCUCCAGAACUACCAGACGUGUGGCCCGAACGGAAACCGCUUUCUCCUUCCCCAACUACUUUAGGUCACAGAAGUCGGAAUUCUAGAGACGAUGGCCCUUCAAGAAUGUUUGAACCUUCGGAGACUUGGAAGCAGACGCACGUUGAGCGUCCUUCAAGAAUCGAUCCUCCUUCUGCUGACCGCUUUUACGACCGGCGUUCGAGAAUUAACUUAGAGUUGCCGGACAAGCCUAUAAGGACUGACCGUGCGCCUGCAUUUAUACCAGGUGGUGAUCGAUAUCGCCCUGCACCAAAGCGAGAUUCCUUUCCUCCGGGACGCGCAGACACAUAUCGCCCUGCACAAGAUAGUGGCUGGCCCUCUCACCGACGAGAACCUAUCAGUCCUGCCAAUACUCAGAGUCACUUCAGGAAGAAUUCUGGUUCCUUUAGCCAUUCUCGUCCGGUCGAUCGUCACUCUCCUUACUCUGCUCAGUCCGUGACAAGUAAGCCUGCAGUGUCUCCACCCCCACGAGUAGUAUCGCCUGUACACAGUCCAGAUUCCAUAACCCCGAACCCCGACAAUGUCCCUUGGACUUAUUCUUCGUCUCUGGAUCCUGCUAAACGCGAAGCGCCUCCUAGGCAACCGUCUCGGUCGUCCAUAGCUUCUACCCAUGUGUCAGACAGAAAUAGUCCUCUUCCUUCCGUGGAACCUGUUGCUGCCAGUGCCCCUCCAAUCGCUGUGUCGACGAACGUUGUUGGUGCCUCCAAAACUCUUCCCAAACCAAUUUCAGAGGCUCAGAAACCACUUGCGCUUGCCGAAGAUGUAAGAGUGGAAAGUACUCGCUCUGAGACCAAAGAUACGCCCCCUCCUGUUCUUCCUACCGUAAAAGAAUCUACAGCAGAUGUUGCCGUAAAACCAAGUGUGAUUGCUCAUGCGCAGGAGCUGGAUGGAAGGGUUAAAGAGUCUACAGUCAAAGUGAUACAACUGCCCACGCCAGGCCCGAGUCUGACAAACAGGGAGCCGUCGGGAACGCCAGCGGUAAAUGGAAUGCUCCUUGCUACGUCCGAAACGUCCUCGGCUCCCACGAAGGAGCCAAUUCCAGUUGUGUCGGCUGUCGAGCGCCCAUUACAACAGCCCAUACCUGUGAAGCCUCCAACGAACGUCCUCGAGAUCGCGCAGCCCAAACCUUCCCCGAUUCCGGUCGAGCUGUCAUUGAGCGACAAAAACGAUGCCAUGGACACUGACAUCCUCAUCCCCCCAACAACUCACUCCCCUAGUCCGAGUCUGUCUCCCGAGAUUCCUGCGGCUACUAUUCCGAAAGCGCGCACCCCACCACCACUUCAAACCACUUUGCCGAAACCCGAAGACAUACCGCCGUUUUCUGAGGCAAAGACAAAGGAAGAAGCGUUACGAAUAGUAGUCAUGACACGUCUGCUUCGUGAUCGUCAGUCACGCGAGGAACGCGUCGAACCAGUCUUGAUGGCUAAUCAAGCCAUAGCGGCUCCCCCAGAGGUUCAUCCGACAGCGACUCCUGAUACAUUGCUUGAGAAAAUGUACACCGGACAGUGUCUGAAGGAACGGAUGAAUUCCGCGACGGCAACCAAGCCCUUACUGGCGAUGUACCUGGAGCAGCGACGGGCGAUGGUCGACGAGAAGGUGGCUCGGCUGAGAGAGGAGUACCUGACGCUGCAUGAACGAUGGGUUGCACGCUGUAACGCUUUGAACGAGCAACAGAAGACACUAGCUUCAGAGCAUGAGAAUCAGCAUACCGGCCGGACGACGCGUCGCUCGACGGCCUUUACCGACGCUGUCCGCUCAGAUUUCGAGAUGGAGCAGAUCAUCGCGAGUCUAGGGAAUGAUGAUGCAACGGACCCGAACCACCUGUCCAUGCGGAACCUUGCAAAGAUUCCAGACAUGAUUUCAGCGGUCAACGGCAAGGUCGAUUACCUCUUCGACGACACGGCGGGCUUCGUCGAAAACCCCGCAGAGUACUUUGCACCACAUACAGGGAUCGACGACUGGACAGAAGAGGAGAAACAGAUAUUCAUCGACAAGUUUGCCGCCUUCCCGAAGCAAUUCGGGAUCAUCGCAGACUACAUCCCGCACAAGACCGCCGCGCAGUGUGUCGAUUACUACUAUCUGCACAAGAAGAUGUUCAUCGAUUUCCGGCGUGUGGUAUCACAGUUUGCUCCGAACAAGAGGAAGAGAAGAGGCAUGGGCCGGAAGAAGGGGAAUGGACUGCUCGCAGAUAUCGCUAUUCACGAUAUGGAGGUAGGCCGUGCGGGCACAUCCGCGUCUGUUUCUGCUCCGUCUCCCCCUACACGGGCUCCAAGAGGCAGGAAGCCGUUGGGCGCAGCUAAAGGGCCAGCAUCGCGUAGGAAUGCGGUCCAGGUAGAGAACACGCCAGUGAGCACACCGACGCCUGAGCCAGAGUCGAGGCCAAGGAGAGGAAGGCCACCGCACAGCGCUGUCUCUACCUUGAGUAAAUCGGCGACGGCCAAAACGGCGACACCAACGCCAGUGUCGACACCCGCGCCGUCGGCCCCGCCCUCAGCUGCGGCGACGCCGUCCGCAUCUGUCCCUCCUGUUAUCCAGAUCCCCGCUGCACCGAUACUUAUGACAUUCAUCAACACCAGUACGCCUGCAAGUGCAAGUGUCAGUACAGCUCCCACUCCCGCCCCGCCCGUGGAGGACGAUGAAACACCGGAGCGCGAAGUGGAGACCCGUCCUGUGAAGAGAGCAAAGCGGACAAGGAAGAUCAAGUCGGUGGCGAUGAUUUCUGAGGAACCUGGGUCGCCGGGCCCAGAGCCUGAGAUAUCUUUGCCUGCAACUAAUGCAAGUAGUACCAGCCAGGCUCCGACAUCCCGUGGUGGCAAGAAGGAAAAGGGGGCUCUUCCGUCCGUCCAGUGGUCGUCAGAGGAUCAAGGCAAAGUCGUCGCCAGCGCACCGAAACGAUCGCCCACACCGGACCGUUGGAACGAAUUGCCCUUCUCUGCAGCUGAUCCUUCCGCUUCUUCGAUGCCGACAACUCUUCCGGUGCACGCUGUUCCGAAUCAAACCCCUCCGAUGUCGUCUCUUUCAUAUGAUCCGUCUGCAAGGAGUGCCUAUCCACUGUCUGGCCCUUCUCCUUAUGGUGCUAACACAUCUCCUCGAGAUGUGGGCGUGCCUCAACCAUGGACUGUGCCUCCUCUUCCGACGCGAAUACACCACACUCCUGUGCCGCCAUCGCCAUCUACGCAACCUACAUCUUUCAUAGCUCGUAACAUGACUGGCAACAACCCAUCUAUGGACAAUCGGCGCCAUAGCUUGUACAACUCUCCUCCCAGCCGCAACGGGUCGUACCCAUAUUCGAACUCGACAACUUCAGACCCUAGAGGUGGGUACCCGAGCUCAAGUGUCGGGAAAUACCCUGAAGGCAGCGGACCGCCACCACUCCCAACUCGCGCUCCUCCUCCAACUCAAGCGGGCCCUCGUCAGUCCUCGCCUCCCAACCCCACUCGUUCACCAAAGGCACCAAUGAAGUCGCCGGUGCUAGGAAGAGCUCAGCCUAGCUCGACGCCCUCGACGCCUCUGUACGUAACCUCGUCGCCGCCAAUGCCGACAAACGGGCGGCCAGGUUACGUCCCGCCUCCGCUGGCCCCACCUGUGGCAGGUCCGAAUGCGACACCCAUCGUCCACUCGCCGACGGGCAUGUCGCCCAAGCUGCCACCGCAGACACCACAGACGCCAACGCGAGCUCCUGCCACUGUCCACCCGCCGGCGCAAAACAAUCCAGCACAUCACAUCAGCACAUAUGGCGGGUACCCGCCACCACCACCCUCCGGACAAUAUCCAUAUGGAGAGAGCCGCCCACGCUCGGGCUCAACGUCGAGUGCGGGCGGGUGGGGCCAGGCGAGGUAUUAUGCUCCUGGCCCUGCACCAGAGGGGCAUUGGAACAGGCGCCGUACAGAUUCGGGGUCGAGCGAUGGACCUCCAAGUAUCGUGCGGAGGGACCACGGGUACCCGAUGUACACACAUAACGCAGGAACUGGAGGCCAGGGUGCUCCGCCGAGUGGUGGUGCUGCGACGUCUUCCGGGUUUCCUGGGUCGAUUCCGGCCAAACAGAACUUAUAUUAUCCUGGGUGGACAUAG